AUGGUGUUCCAUUGCCAUAUACAGGCGUCUGAAUCAUUUGGGGAAAGUCACUUUCAUUUUUGCCUCAACAGACUAAAUGGAAAUAGUUCAUGUUCUUUAAGUACCUUGAUGCAGACAGUCCAAUCCCAGAACAAUCCCAAAGCCAGCAGGGACAAGAUGCUCAGAAGGAACGCGAGGUACUUCCGCAUGUUGGUCCUGACGGGCGCCACCUUCUGCGUCCUCAUGUGGGUCGAGGUGAGUCAGCGAGGAUCAGUGAGGAUCAGUGAGGUUGUUGUUUCUACGGAACCAUGGGAUGGAGGCGUGAGGCACCGCCCAGUCGCCCUCCAAGUGCAGAGCCGAGAGGAGCCGAGCGCAGGUCUUCGCCCCACCAUCAGUCAGGAGACACUGGCGGAGGCGAAGGCAGCCAACGACACGGAGGCUGAGCUGGAGGUGCCGGCGGCCGAAACGGAAUCGAGUUGUCAGCACGAGCUCCUCACCAGCCUCGACACGUUUUACGAGUUCAUUCACAAGAUUGACAUCAAGUGCACAAACCUCAUGCAGAUGGCGGGACCCACAGACCACACGCUGUUGGAGGGCCGUCGCGUGUGCACCGACAGCGAGUACAUCACGAGAGACCACUGCCUCGUGUACCUCUUCGGUCUCGGCGGUGACUGGUCCUUCGCCGAGGAGGUCGAGAGAAAGCUGGGCUGCAAGGUCUUCGUGUUCGACCCUUCCAUGGAGCAAGGGAGCAGAAACCUCUCCUCCAACAUCGCCUUCUACAAGAUGAGUGUGUCUUCGGAUUUCGGCGUCUCAGGGGACCCGCCCAAGAAAGACCAGCUCUUAAGGAUCAUGGAGAUGUUAGGUCACGAGGAAUCGACCAUUGACCUGUUGUGGGUCGACAUGCCGGCCGGAGAAGAAUUGUUCCUGCUCGAUGACCUGUUCUCUUCGUCUCAGCAGAUCAUCGGAAACAUUAAGCAGAUCGGGAUAGAUAUUUAUCCGAUGAACGAGGGCUUGACAGAGAGGAUACGCAAGUAUUGGUAUUACUUCCAACAGCUGACCUGCCAUGACCUCCGCCUGGUGACCCGACAACCCAACAUCGAGUACGAAAACCUCUUUAAAUUGAACAACAAGACGAGGUCCACGAUUUAUGAACUGUUGUGGGCCAGAGAAAUUUAAAAUGUUUUUUUCUUUCUUUCUUUUCUUUUUCUUCUCUUCUUUUUUCUUUUUCUUGUUCU
Messenger RNA from Penaeus vannamei (Pacific white shrimp), 1214 nucleotides. The record is from RefSeq and is a predicted model, not a curated record. NCBI's taxonomy places the organism in Eukaryota, Metazoa, Arthropoda, Malacostraca, Decapoda, Penaeidae.